Drosophila subpulchrella is the source of this 1037-nucleotide messenger RNA. RefSeq lists its product as uncharacterized. The record is from RefSeq and is a predicted model, not a curated record. Bases 130 to 489 code for a protein of 119 amino acids. The transcript has 5 exons. Lineage: Eukaryota; Metazoa; Arthropoda; Insecta; Diptera; Drosophilidae.
UUUAUUUUGUAUAAUUUUAUUAAUUUAUAAUUUUUUACUAAUAUUUGAUUGAAAUAUUUUUUUGUUUUUUUAAACAUUUUUAAAUUAGUAUGUCUCAACCAGAUUCAAAAAUUCGUCGAGUCCAGUUUAAUGUACUUAACUGAACAGCAAAUGGCAGAGUUGAAAGAGGAGGUUCUCCAAAUCCGCAGGGAGAUCUCUGUCGAAACGCAGAAGUUUGACAUUUUGGCAGACAAACUGGCGGAAACCACCGCCAUUUUAAAGGUAUCGUUUGCUCCUGAGAAGGAGAUUUCGGGCGUGGUACCAUUUCCGUUUACAACGGAAGAGGAAUUGGAUGAAUUCGAAAAUUCCUUGACCCCGGAGCUUAUCGGUUUUUACACAAAGAAAAUAUCGAAAAUUAUUGGGAGCGAACCGCUGUCAAAUCGGUUCAAAUUUGUCAGAGCGGAAGAUAUUAUAAAAAACUACAAUUUGGACGGGUCCAACGGGAAAUAGUUCCCUCGUAUCCCGUUUAGGGUUAUACGGAGUUCUUAAAGGACGCAAUUCCUAAUCAUCAGUUUAGACUUUAAGCUGAACCCCAUUCUUCCAGGAAGUGUGCGGGUCCCUGUCUUACAAACCAUAUUCACCUCGGACCUUCCCUCGCACUGAAGCAGGAUGUUUUAGCAGCUAAAUAUGAUGAUGACACUGCAUUUCUGACGACAACUGCUCUGCAAAGAGAGGCGACAUUAAUGGUGGUGGACAUCCUAAAUGAGUUUGAGGUAUUGGCGUCGCUUUAUCGCCUCACCCUGGACGGAACUCCAAAAAUGCACUCUGUCACGGUUAAGUACCUUGGGCUUCCUCUGGAAAGGCGUCUUAACUGGAAGCAGCAUAUUGUGUCUACCUAUGCCUCCACAAGGCAAAAAGCGAGGAAAAUCAGAUGCCUAACUCUUUUUAUUUAUGUCAAAACUAUACUUAUAUACCGAGUUAAUUGAUUCCACAUUAUUUAAAUUCAACCGACAUGUUAAUUCUUUCUCUAUGUUAGCACCAACAAGAAAGGAAGUUAA